Messenger RNA from Athalia rosae (coleseed sawfly), 1636 nucleotides. Its product is annotated as leucine-rich repeat-containing protein 28-like. Lineage: Eukaryota; Metazoa; Arthropoda; Insecta; Hymenoptera; Athaliidae. Gene Ontology annotation, molecular function: protein binding. The record is from RefSeq and is a predicted model, not a curated record. The transcript is spliced from 7 exons. The coding region runs from base 351 to 1613 and encodes 420 amino acids.
CUGAUUCAUUUAUUUUUCUAUAAUCUCAUAAUACGCAAAUAUUCAUUCAUUACAAUUUGUAAAUCAUAUGUAAAAAGUGAUUUACUGCCGCCGAAGUUCUCUAAAAAUCUCAUUAUUAUAGUUAUCUUUAAGUUAAGAAUAUCAACAUUUCAUAUACCUACAUAUAAGCUACCAAUAUCAUUAUUUCGUUCAGUAUCCCAUGUACUUUGGUUCACAUUAGACGAAAAUUAAUUUUCAUCUAAUGUUACAAAUUGUGCGGCAACAGGUGUUUAUCUGACUCAGGAAGAUUGAAUUUAAAAGAAUAUUUCGUAAAUUUUUAUUUCAAUCGAGCUUCCAGAUAUCUUCUAAUAAUGGACUGUUCUGAAGUACAAUAUCUUCCGAUGUUUGUGAUCAAUUAUCCAACUUUACAAAUGGUAAACGAAGUUAAAGAAAAAUUUAUCCUGCAUUGGAAUUAUCGGGGAUUUACGAAAUUACCGGAAGUAGUAAGGAACUACGGGGCUCACAUCGAAGAAGUUUAUUUGAAAUAUAAUCUCCUCAGUAAUCUGCCACUAUGGAUUGCCGAAAUGUCAAACAUUACCAACUUGUAUCUCCAUGGCAACCAGAUUGAAACUGUGCCUGAUGAACUAGGGGAAGUAACUCAUUUAACUACCCUUGACUUAGGUAACAAUAAAUUGAAAACUUUACCCCCACGUAUUGGAAAGCUUCAAAAGUUAAAGGUGCUUUUACUGAACGAAAACUCAAUGAGAAUUCUACCAUCAGAGAUAAACAGAUUGAAAAAUCUUGAGACAUUGUCUGUGUCUGGAAAUAAGUUAGUAGCAUUGCCAGAAUGGUUGGGCUAUCUUCCCAGUUUACAGGAAUUGAUAGCAGACCACAAUUGCCUUAUUGAAAUUCCAAAUAGCUUGACUUUGGCCCCCAACCUUUCUACAAUUUCCAUCUGCUCCAACAGAUUGCAACACUUACCAUUGAAUGGAUUUCUGGCGGCACCUUGUAUACAGUUCGAUAAUAAUUCCAAUUUAAAUUAUCUUUCGAUACCUGUAAGCUAUCAAUUAAGUCAACAAAAUCAUAGCUUUCAAAAUCCAAGGGACAUUCUAGCAUACAGAUGCUCUAGGGUUGUAAGCAAUGAUGAUGGUUUCUGGAUAAAGUCCAAGCUGAGCAUUCACCUCAAAGUAGAAAUCUUGGGUCAAGACGGUAAGGACACGACUAUCCUCAAACUACCUCGACAACUUGUUACUGUUCAUAAUAUUGACGAGAGCAGUAUUCCCUCAUUGAUGGAGCUUGCGCUGCGAGAUAUUUAUUGUGAAAGGUAUAAUCAUACCUUAGUAAUUGAUCAUACUACACUGAAAGUAGAGGUAAACCGAGCUGUGAUAGACCGGCAUAAUGAGUGCUUAGAACUCACAAGAUACCUGAAUGAUUUAUUGAAAAACGGGCCAAUUAGUAUUUGCUUGGGCAUCCAAUGUCAACAACCAAUUUUCACUGAAGCUUGGAUUACAGUCAACUGUGACCCGACGACUACUUUUCUUCGAAUCUCUACAUUUUGUAGUAGAAAGUGUGCUUUAAAUCUUACCACACAGACAGAUGCACCCAGAGAAAACAGACGAUGGUAUAUUAUUUGAAAUAAAAAUAUCUUCAGUAUAAA